CAAUUCAGUCGGUUUAACCCCGUUGUGGGGAGUACACAACUGUGGCCAGUUAAUUUCUAAUUCACUUCAAAAGCAAUUCAGUCGGGUUAACCCGUUGUGGGAAGUACCCGUUGUGGGGGUAGCUCUAUUAUCUAGUCCAUACUGCAGAUCGGUUUGGCGCAGAUAA
This is a messenger RNA of Acaulospora morrowiae, 166 nucleotides long. Lineage: Eukaryota; Fungi; Glomeromycota; Glomeromycetes; Diversisporales; Acaulosporaceae. The record is from the annotation of a GenBank genome assembly.